AUGUGGAACAACUCAGUUUUUGAGGUGGACAGGAGGGUGAAAGGCAGAAAUUUCUUAAUUCUUGUAGGGAGAUGGACUAACGAUAAUCUGAGGCUGUUCAUUGUCAAUGUAUAUGCUCCAUGUGAUCUUGCUGGGAAGAGAGCUAUGUGGGAAGAGUUGAGGCAGUUAAGAGCUUCUAACCCUGAGGUCUUCUCGUUUUUUCUACUUUGUUUGUUUAUAACUGUGGAUGAAGUUGGUAGUAGCUCUGAGUGGAGCACAGAACAGGAUAAAGCAUUUGAAAAUGCCUUGGCAAUUCAUCCUGAGGAUGCUUCAGACCGAUGGGAGAAGAUUGUGGUUGAUAUACCGGGGAAAACCUUGGAAGAGAUUAAACACCACUAUGAGCUCUUGGUUGAAGAUGUUAACCAGAUUGAAUCUGGUUGUGUGCCUUUACCAUCUUAUAAUUCUUCUCCAGAGGGCUCAACAAGCCAUGCUAGUGAUGAAGGAGCUGGCAAGAAGGGAGGCCACUCUUGGAAUAGUAACAAUGAAUCUAAUCAUGGAACUAAGGCUUCAAGAUCAGAUAAGGAACGGCGAAAGGGUAUUGCAUGGACAGAGGAUGAACACAGGUACAACUUUAGACAAGAUAGCUCCCAAUCCUGA
Glycine soja is the source of this 636-nucleotide messenger RNA. RefSeq names its product transcription factor SRM1-like. The coding region runs from base 1 to 636 and encodes 211 amino acids. The transcript is spliced from 3 exons. NCBI's taxonomy places the organism in Eukaryota, Viridiplantae, Streptophyta, Magnoliopsida, Fabales, Fabaceae. The record is from RefSeq and is a predicted model, not a curated record.